Schistosoma rodhaini is the source of this 804-nucleotide messenger RNA. The record is from the annotation of a GenBank genome assembly. NCBI's taxonomy places the organism in Eukaryota, Metazoa, Platyhelminthes, Trematoda, Strigeidida, Schistosomatidae.
AUGUCUUAUAGGUCUCAGCUUGCUGAAGCGGAUUUAGGGAAUCUGCUUAUUGAAGAUAAGUGUCCCUUGAACCAGUUUAAUGCAGUUUCGUCCUUGGAUGAUGAUCAUUAUCGAACCAUUUCUCUCAAUUGUACUUAUCAUUUCUUCAAGCUAUUUUUCGAACUACCAACGGAAUUAAAUGAUUCUGUAUCUGUUUCCAUCCUCCCAAAACCUACUUUUCGUCUCCCCAGAGAGAAAAAGAUCCCCUCAGCCAAAGAACUUACUAGAUGGGACAGAUUUGCACGCUUAAAAGGAAUCCAGAAUCGCAAGAAGUCCCGCAAAGUUUGGGAUCCUGUGUCUGAAUCAUGGAAACCAAGAUGGGGUAAAGACCGGAUCGAUGAUGUCAAAGACAAAUGGGUACUGGAAGUUCCGGAUAACGCAGAUCCCUAUGAAGACCAAUUCGCCAAAUUAAUACAAGCUAAAAAGGAACGUAGAGCCAAAAACGAGCUCCAGCGUCUCCGUAAUAUUGCCCGAACUGUCAAAGCAGGACAAGCUCCUCCUAUUGGCGUAUUAACGGAAUCACAGUCAUCUAAAACUGAACUGUCUCGUGCUUUUGCAAUCGCUCAAAACUCUGAUGCAUCAAUGGGUCGUUUUUGUGCUCCAGUGGAUAGCCGAAAAAUUUCUAAGAAUGUUGAAAAACGAUCUAAGAAAAGAAUUCCAUUGAGUCAAGUUGUUCAAAGUACCAAAAAGAGUAAACAGAAUAAGUUGAUGUCUAAAAAAACGAAAAAGAAUAAGAUGAGUUCACGCCCUUCUAAAAAGAAAUAG